Molecule: messenger RNA, 663 nt
Organism: Symbiodinium sp. CCMP2592
Lineage: Eukaryota; Dinophyceae; Suessiales; Symbiodiniaceae
Source: the annotation of a GenBank genome assembly
AUGUCAGCGCGGCCGCCGAACUUGCCGGUACUGCCGCUGCGGCAGGAUGUCCUGCUCAGCACGACACUUUUCGAAGAGAUCGAAAACGGACUGUCGGAGGAGUUCCUGCAAGAAUACACCGGCGUACAAGACCUGAACGAGGUUGCUUUCCUCGAUCUCCAGGUGGAUGCUGUCGGCGUGGGCGAGCGCGUGGAGUGUCUCGGCGAGCUGCUGCCGAGACUGCAACAGUUGCGCCUCAGUCGGUCGCACAUUUGCACCAUACGAGAUUUGGGAACAAGCCUCCUCAAUUUGAAGGUUCUAUGGCUAUGCCGCUGUUCCUUGCAGGACCUUGGAGGCAUCACCGUACUCCCCGUUCUGGAGGAGCUCUACGUGUCCUUCAACGACGUGAGUGACUUGAGUCCACUGCUUUCCCAUGAGGCGCUGCAAAUCUUGGAUAUGGAGGGCAACUUGGUGGAUGACUUCGAGGAGAUCCGGUCCUUAGAGGUGGUUUCCACGCUUCGGGAGCUGGACAUCAGUCUGAACCCAGUGCGGAAGCAGGAGGCUGUGACGAGGGAACGAAUCCUGGAGGCGCUGCCUCACCUCGAAGUCCUGGACACGAUUCCCAGAAAGGCCUGUGGGUGGAUGGAGGCUGCAGGCAUCAUUCCAAGACCCUGCCGAAAGUGA